AUGCAGUCGCUGUACCGGCACCUGCUCAGCCUGCUGUUAGUCAGCAGCCUGCAGCUUCACCAGCUCACCGAAGGCUGCUCGUGCGCCCUCACGCACCCUCAAGACGCCUACUGCAACUCUGACAUAGUUAUUCGCGCCAAAGUUGUGGGCAAGAAGCUCCUGAGAGAUGGACCCUUUGGAACGAUGCGCUACGCCGUCAAGCAAAUGAAGAUGUACAAAGGCUUCGAAAAAGUGCAGCACGUGCAGCAUAUUUACACGGACGCCUCGGAAAGCUUGUGCGGAGUCAAGUUCGACAUCAACAAGUAUCAGUACCUGAUUACAGGGCGGGUGUAUGACGGCAAGGUGUACACGGGACUGUGCAACUUCAACGAGCGGUGGGAGCGCCUCUCAUUGGCUCAGAAGAAAGGCAUCAACCACCGCUACCAGUUGGGCUGCAACUGCAGGAUUAAACCCUGCCACUACCUGCCAUGCUUCGUGACCUCCAAGACCGAGUGCCUAUGGACGGACAUGUUGUCCCACUUCGGCUACCCGGGCUACCAGUCGCGACACUACGCCUGCAUCCAGCAAAAGGAGGGCUACUGCAGCUGGUACCGCGGCAUGAACGCCCGCGAAAAAACGGUCGUCAACACAACUGACCCCUGA
Nerophis lumbriciformis (worm pipefish) is the source of this 642-nucleotide messenger RNA. The record is from RefSeq and is a predicted model, not a curated record. Lineage: Eukaryota; Metazoa; Chordata; Actinopteri; Syngnathiformes; Syngnathidae.